CGUUCAUCAAUUCUUGGAUGGGGGAUUUCUAUAUAUCCGUAUUUGGUUUUUAAUUGGCUGCUAGUGACUCAACAACUAGUAGCAUUUGCAUAUCUGUUCUGUAAUUACUACUAUGUUCACCAUUGGGUUGGGUAACUGACCCAAUAACAGAAGCAGAUUGGCAAAGCCUGAUGCUGAGGACGUUGAUUACUGACUACUGCUCACGAGUGCGUGCUGACCAAGCAAAUCCUCUGGUUUAUGUGAAUAUUCAACUAGGGUCUUAUGAUUCUUUCGAGUCAAGAAUGCACAGGUCAGCAUCAUCAAGCAAUGCAGGACUCUCCGAUGAGUUCUUUGUGAACUUGUCCCAGGCUGCCAUGGCAUCUCCGCUCCUCAAAGCUGCUGCGGCAUCGGAUGAUUUGCCAAAGUACGAUGACUACAUCACCGAAACGACCAAAAAAGAAACUGCUUUCCAUCAUCACAAGUCAACGGGAGAGAAGGCCGUUCACCUUAUCCCGGUCGUGUUAAUUCUAUGUGCUUUAACUCUAUGGCUUCUCUCUCGUCCUGCAGGUAAAAUAUGACGAAAGCCCCAUCGAUGCUUCAUAUUUCAAUGCCGUUGGGUAAUUAUUUUUCUCGCCUUUUUCUUGCUCUUUGGAAAUUUUGGCCAUGUAUUGUAAACUGUAACUUGUUCAUCAUUUAUCAACAAGCCCAUUGGUUUUUUAAUUUUUCAUGGAAUUAUGCAAAAUGAUGGUACCUUUAUUUUGACAUUCCAUGUGACUCGUUUUCGUCCGUCCUUGCCGUUGACGUUUUAGACUGUACGUUACUUAAUGAUCUUAUUAUGUAAUUGGUUGAGAGUUUGCAAUCGACCUGCCUAUAGGCCAGGAGACUGCCUCAGGCCUACAAACUGAAGCCCAUUUUUGGGCAGAGCCUAGG
Messenger RNA from Theobroma cacao (cacao), 909 nucleotides. RefSeq lists its product as uncharacterized. The record is from RefSeq and is a predicted model, not a curated record. NCBI's taxonomy places the organism in Eukaryota, Viridiplantae, Streptophyta, Magnoliopsida, Malvales, Malvaceae.